Haliaeetus leucocephalus (bald eagle) is the source of this 2435-nucleotide messenger RNA. It is a transcript of the gene NEK5, whose product is annotated as NIMA-related kinase 5. The transcript has 21 exons. Lineage: Eukaryota; Metazoa; Chordata; Aves; Accipitriformes; Accipitridae. Gene Ontology annotation, biological process: protein phosphorylation. The record is from RefSeq and is a predicted model, not a curated record. Gene Ontology annotation, molecular function: ATP binding; protein kinase activity. Bases 24 to 2435 code for a protein of 803 amino acids.
CACUGCUGUAAGUCGAAGGCGUCAUGGAUAAAUAUGAAAUCAUUAAAAAAAUUGGGGAAGGAUCUUUUGGCAAAAUAUUCUUGGCAAAAGGAAAACUAGAUAAUGAGCAGUGUGUUAUCAAAGAGAUCGACUUAACUAAGAUGCCUGUGAAAGAAAAAGAAGCCUCUCAGAAAGAAGUAAUUCUUCUGGCCAAGAUGAAGCAUGCAAAUAUUGUAACCUUCUAUGCUUCUGUGCAAGAAAAGAACAAGCUCUAUAUUGUGAUGGAAUACUGUGAUGGUGGAGAUUUAAUGAAGCGGAUAAAUAUGCAGCAUGGAGUGCUGUUUGACGAGGACCAGAUUCUGAGUUGGUUUGUGCAGAUCUCCUUGGGCUUGAAGCAUAUUCACGACAAGAAGAUUUUACACAGAGAUUUAAAAGCACAGAACAUUUUUCUUAGCAAUAAUGGAAGGGUAGCAAAGCUUGGGGACUUUGGUAUAGCAAGACAGUUGAACAGCACUACGGAGUUUGCCCAUACCUGUGUAGGGACUCCCUAUUAUCUGUCACCUGAGAUCUGUGAAAAUCGACCAUAUAACAGUAAAACAGAUAUUUGGUCUCUUGGCUGUGUACUUUAUGAGCUAUGUGCACUAAAGCAUCCUUUUGAAGGCAAUAGUUUGCACCAGCUGGUGCUGAAGAUCUGCAGAGGACAUUUUCACCCUGUGUCUCCCAACUAUUCGUAUGAUCUGAGGAUAUUAAUUUCCCAGUUGUUUAAUAUAUCUCCAAAAGAUCGACCAUCUGUCAACUCUAUUCUAAGGAAGCCCUUCUUGCAGAACCUUGUUCUCAGGUAUUUGCCCCCUGAGGAAGAACUCGCUGACACUGUGAUACAUAGAAAAAGGGCUUCAGCAUCACAGACUGGAGCCAAGCUGAUACAAGCACAUAAACUUCAAAGAAGGAGAGUCCAGGACCAAGUUCCUCCAGAAUCUGGAAUGGUGGUGCCUGUCAGACAGGAACUAUUUCAAAGGAAUGAAUGGAAACCUCCUUCAAGAGAGCAACAGCCUAUUUUUCAGCCACAGAGCUCCAGAUUUAAGAUGGCAGAAAGGCCGGAAAGUAUUAGAGUACAUGGCCAUUACGGUCAUUACUAUGAUAAGCUUGACAACUUGCAGAGGAAAGCUAAUGCACAUUAUGACCUUUCUCACAUCAGCCAGAGAGUUGAGGAAUACUAUAAAUUAAAAGGACAAGUUGCACCUCCACCCCCACCACCCGACUGGCAUGCAGAAUAUCUUCAAAGGCAUUUUGAAGCCCAACAGUACAAGAUUAAAGUGGAAAAACAGCUGGGACUGCGACCAUCCUCUGCUGACACAUAUCAUGACCAAAUACAGCAGCAGAAUAUAAAGGAAGAGCAUCUGAAAAAACACCAGCAGGACAUGUCUAGAAAGAAUGAAAUGAAAGAACAGGAGUACCUGAAACAAUUGCAGAAAAUUCGGGAAGAAUACCACAGCGAUAUGAAAGCAUUCAGAUUUAGAGCAGGAGUACUCCAGGAGAAUAAAAAAAUACAAGAUAAAACGUAUUUUGUGAGGCAAGGGAAAGCUGAGGACCAGUCUGAAACCAAGCAUACAGCUGGAACACGAGAAGAAUCACUUCAGGACAUGGAAGAAAACUUUAAACAAGUCAGACUCCAGGAUAGGCAAUACCAAAAAAUCUUAGAAAAGAAACAUAACACAAAGGGAGGAAUAAAGUUUGAAAUUAAUUUAGAUGUAUGUGUUCCUGAGGAAGACAGCAUUCAAGAAGCAGAGGUACUAGAUAAACUCAGUGAGACUUUAAGUUUUGUGGAUGGUGAGAAUCCUAAGCAGAAAUUGGUGGAAGUUUAUGAAGAUCAUACAGACAGAGCUUUGGAAGAACUAUCUGGAUACCAAACAGAGUCCAAUGACAUAGAUAAUAUGAAAGAAAAGAGAAAACAUUGGCAAGCUGGAGCCCCUCAGAUGCUACUGAAUUUUGUAGCUGAUGCUGAUGUCACACCUGUAUGUCCUACUGUGGCUGAAAAUGAACUUGGUAAGAAAGUUUUGGUUUUCAGUGAAAGUAGGGAGCUGCUAAAAUUCAAAGGGAGAUUAACUAUGUUGCCUCCAAAAGAAAACAAUGCAGACGAUUCAGAAACAUACUCUGCUGUUGCUGUUACUGAAGGCAGACUUGAGCCAAGAUCAGAUGAUGAAGACACAAAUUUUGAAGAUUCUGAAGAUGAACUGAGACAUGAGCUGGAGGGAUGUCUGGAGAAAGUGGCAACUUCUCCAGCAGAGAGAACCAUGGAGUCUCCCAUCCUUUCAAUAAAUAAAGGACAAAGAGAGGAGGAAGAGAGUUUACCUCACAAACUACUUGGAAAAUCUGAUGAUGAUUUAGAAAAUAACUGUGGGUCAUUUAGUGCUGACACACAUAAUGAAAAAGGCAAGCAGGAAGCAAGAGCUACCUAA